This is a messenger RNA of Geodia barretti, 1056 nucleotides long. The record is from the annotation of a GenBank genome assembly. NCBI's taxonomy places the organism in Eukaryota, Metazoa, Porifera, Demospongiae, Tetractinellida, Geodiidae.
AUGACUGCAAUUGACCUGCGCAGCGACACUGUAACAAAGCCGACCGACGAGAUGCGGAGCGCCAUGGCCACGGCCGAGGUGGGCGACGACGUAUUCGGAGAGGACCCGUCGAUCAACGAGCUGCAGGAACGCUCGGCGGCCCUGCUGGGGAAGGAGGCCGGUCUGCUGACGUCGAGCGGCACGAUGAGCAAUCUCAUAGCCACGCUGGCGUGGAGCAACCACGGGGACGAGAUAAUUAUGGGCACGGAGGCCCACAUGUUCUGGAACGAGAGCGCCGGACAGGCCGCGCUGGGCGGGGUGCAGACCCGGCUGGUGCCCAACGACAGCCAGGGCCGGAUCAACCCAGACGACGUUGCUGCGGCCAUCCGUCCGUCGGGCAACCUGCACUUUCCUCGCACCAGCAUGAUCUGCCUGGAGAACACUCAUAACCGCUGCAGCGGCGGUGUGCUGACACCGGAGGACACCAAGUCGGUGGGCGACGUGGCCCAUGCGGCCGGUGUUCCGGUCCACUUGGACGGCGCCCGUAUAUUCAACGCCUCAGUGGCCCUCGAGGUACCUCCGGCAGAGCUGGCGCGGGACGUAGACGACCUCAGCUUCUGCCUCUCCAAGUCGCUCAGUUGCCCCGUAGGUUCCGUUUUGGUGGGGUCCCAGGACUUCAUCGACAACGCCAAGCGAUGGCGCAAGAUGCUGGGCGGCGGCAUGCGGCAGGCAGGGGUUCUGGCGGCCGCCGGACUCGUAGCCCUUGACACCAUGAUCGACCGGCUGGCAGAGGACCACCAACACGCAAAGAGGCUGGCCGCCGGGCUCGCCAACAUCGACGGGCUUACAGUUGAUCCCGAGAGCAUCCAGACCAACAUCGUAUUCUUCGAGGUUGAUGAGGACCUGGGAACUGCCGCCGAUCUGAUUGCCGCCCUCAACCGCAACGGUGUGCUGGUUUCGUAUCCCGGCAAGCAGUCCAUUCGCAUGGUUACCCAUCGGCACAUCAGCCCAGAGGACAUCGAAGAAGCGCUGUCGCGCACGUCGGCUGCGGUGCGGGAACUGCGGUCAGCCGCGUAG